Oncorhynchus keta (chum salmon) is the source of this 6051-nucleotide messenger RNA. RefSeq names its product protein SON-like. The transcript is spliced from 9 exons. Gene Ontology annotation, biological process: regulation of mRNA splicing, via spliceosome; regulation of cell cycle. Gene Ontology annotation, molecular function: RNA binding. The record is from RefSeq and is a predicted model, not a curated record. NCBI's taxonomy places the organism in Eukaryota, Metazoa, Chordata, Actinopteri, Salmoniformes, Salmonidae. The coding region runs from base 146 to 3226 and encodes 1026 amino acids.
GACAGACAUUAUGCACCCAAACAUGAACAGCGUUUUCACUCUGUCGAUGUGAGAUGGGUUGCAACCAACGUCCGGUGUCGGUCUAUGAUGCUGCACAUGCGCUGAAUGGGCGCCGCGGAAAACACAUUGAGGGAUUUCCAAAGACAUGGCGGCCAACAUCGAGCAAAUUUUUCGCGAUUUCGUAGUAAAUAAGAUAAAAGAAAUUGAAGAUGAGAGUCAAGAUAUCAUUCUGACAGAUGAAGGCCAUCCCAAUGGUAAAACUGCAGAAGGAGCAGAUGGGAUCAACAACACACAAGAUAAAGAUGGUGUAGCCAAUAAGGAAGAGGGUGAUGUCCCACAAAAGAAACACAAGAAGCACAAGAAACACAAGAAACACAAAAGCAAAAAGAAGAAACGAAAGGAAGAGAAAGAGAGCGGCUCAGAAUCAGCAGCAGACUCUGAUGGAGACAAGGCAAAGACUGGGGAAGAGGAUGACGGGAGAUCCAAGCGGCAUAAACGACAUUCUGGGAAGAAGAAGAAAAAAAAGCAGAAGAAAGAUGGUGACAAGUCCAACAGCUCAUCUGGGUCGGAGUCUGAGUCGAAGCCUCAGCCUGGGAACAAGGAGAGCAAACCUCAGGAUCUGCCUGAUAUCAUCCCUAAACUAGAGGAGAAGUGUCCGGAAAAGUCCUCCAGAUGCUCACGGUCUCGUUCAGGCAAGCGCAGGUCCAGAUCCAGGGACAGGAGAGGGAGAUCCAGAUCGAGGUCCGGUAGAAGACGUGGCGGACACACACGUUCCAGAUCACGGCACCGGAGGUCCGGGUCACAUUCUAGAAGGUCUGGGUCUGCUAGGAGAGGCAGGAGAACCCGGUCAAGGUCCCUCGUGAUCUUGAAGAAAGACAGACGGUCUAGAUCGAGAUCCAGAAGGCGAUCGAAAUCUAAGACGAGAUCUCAGUCGAGUCACCGAGAGAUGAGUUCAGGAUCUCCCUCUCCUUCCAGAAACAACAAAUCCAAAUCCAGGUCUGCCUCAAGAGACAGCCAAUCGGCCGAGAAGGAUCCCUCUGCUGCCCUGGCUGAAGAUGAGUCUGCUGUGAAAGACGAAAACGUAAUGGUUCCUAUCGAUCCGCCAGCCUUAGCUUCCAAAAGCAGCAUUGAGGGUGUUGUCAAUGUGGCCGCUGCCUCUGGAGGAGGGUGGAAGCCAAUACCCUUCUUAGGGGACAGCAGUAAGGGAGAGCCAGCCGUUUCCUCCCAGCCCUCAGAAUGUCUGACGUCUCCACAGAAGUGCCCUAUUCCUCCCGAGGUGCCUUCAGGUGAGCAGCAUGAGGCCUCCACUGACCACCAGUCAACGUCAGCAUCUGAUCUGAACCUCAACAGCCAGCCAACUGGUGAGCCAGGGGAAUCGGAUGGACCUGUUACUUCAGAAACCUUGGAUGGCUCUGAAGAUUCCUUACCCCCCAAAACGGAUGCUGGUGGAGGAGAAGAGGUGACACCUCAGGGUGAAGAGCUGCCUGCCUCUCCUCAACCUAAACCACAGCCAUCAUCUGGAGAGGCCGAGACGACAGAGAAGGAAGGAGAAUCUUCAAAGUCCAGGUCUCCUUCAAAGAGGAAAAAGUCAAGGUCAAAGUCUCCUGGUCAGAAGAAACGCUCUGAUGCAAAGUCCUCCAAGAAGAGGAGGUCCAGAUCCAAGUCUCCAGGGAGGAAAAGGAAAUCGAGGUCCUCGUCGCCAAGCCGCAAGAGGAAGUCCAGGACGCCGUCUCGGAGGAAGAAGUCUCGCUCAAAGUCCGGGACGAGAAAGAAAAAAUCACGGUCCAAGUCCAGAACGCGGAACAAGCGCUCAAAGUCUAGGUCACCGAAAAGGAAACGGUCCAAGUCACGGUCUCCUGCUCGGAGGUCAAAGAGGUCAAGGUCACGCUCUGGUUCGCGGCGGAGGGGUAGGGGUGCAUUCGGCAGCCACCAGCUGAGCCAGAGGGACCGCUGGAAGCGUGAGCCAAGCCAUUCCCCAGUCCUCAUCCUCCGCAAGAAGAGGUCUCCGGCACGCACCAACCGCGACACCAGCAAAAGCCCGCCACGACUCACAGAGCUGGAUAAAGACCAGUUACUGGAGAUUGCUAAGGCUAAUGCAGCCGCCAUGUGUGCCAAGGCAGGGAUACCCAUCCCAGAGAGCCUGCGACCCAAAGCUGUCCUCCAGCUGCCUUUACCCAGCCCCAACAACCCCAUGUCCUUCUCCAUGCCCAUGAAUAUGAACAUGCCCAUGAACAUGUCUAUGAACAUGCCUAUGAGCAUGACCAUGAAUGCAGCUAUGGCUAGCAUGACAGCUGCCACAAUGACUGCUGCCCUGGCUAGUAUGGGAUCUAUGGCCUCCAUGCACCAGAUGGCUCCGCUCCCCAGCAUCACCAACAAGCCCCCGCCAGGUCCCCCCCAGCCCAACAUGGCCACCAUUGAGGAUGUGAAGAGGAAGGUGGCCAAGCAGGCAAACAGCAUCAGCAUCAAGGAGUUCACUGACAAGUGUAAGAAGAUUGUGGAGAAGGGAGGGGAGCUGGCCCUCGCUGAACCCCGUAUAUCUGACGAUGAGGACGACGGCAAACCGUUUGGACGAGCCGCCCUGAGGGAGGUCAAGGGCAUCUCCUUCAGCCUCAAUAACGCAUCCGUGCGUCCAUCUCCGGCGUUGGUGGUUCGGAGCGAGGCGGCGUUCGCCAAGGAGUUCCCCGUGUCGUCGGGCUCCCAGCACAGGAAGAAGGAGGGCGACGGGGGAGGGGCUUACGGAGAGUGGGUGACCGUCGACAAGAAGGCGGAAAAGGCCAAGGUGGCGGCGACCAAGGCAUUGGCAACGGCUGCUAAGGAAACUUCGCCUGGGGAUGCGCCUUUGUCUGCGGUGUCCGUGGCAACGGAGGAGCCGGCGGUCGUCAAGGAGAGUGAUAGUGUGUUUCCGGAGCCGCCGCUACAGCCUGUAGACAUCACCCAGGCAGUCGGUGAGAGGAUGAAGGCCCAGAAGCGUCUGGCUGAGAACCCGUACGACAUCAGCGCCAUCUGCAUGCUCAGCCGUGCUCAGGAACAGGUUCUACUGGAGCAACGGUGCUCAGCUCAGAGGAGCUGUCCAACAGCGGACCACAGGCCUGGAUUAAAAAGGUACCGUCCACUGUCUUACCUGCUCCCCACCCCAAACAUACCACCCCACUACCCUACAGGUGUCUGCAUCGCCCAUGCCCACUGGUGUACCCACUUCACACGCCUUCCUCAGCCUGCUUCCUAAUCACCACCCAGCCCUAGUCAAAUAACUGAAUGGCUGUACGUAUAGAGCCAGAGACAUAUACUGCAUAAAGUUUGACAAAUGUUCUGUUGAUGAACACACUGGGUUAGAAUGGAGUAGUUCCACUGUUACUCAGUGAAAUCCAGGUCAGAUGUAACGGCCCCGAAACGUGGGGUCCACUGCUACCAUGGCAACCCUUGUCAGCGCUAAUGCACAUAGUUUACUGGUGUGUGUGUGAGUGAGCAUCUGUCUGUAUUGUGUGUUUCUGUCUGCGUCAGAAAAAGAUGCUCUGGCGGUAAAGGAAGCCUCUUGUUUAUGUUGCCUGAUAUUUGCACUGCAGUUUGUAACAGUGGUAACAUAUGAACCCAGACCUUAAUCUUUAAUCUGACAUACAGAGAUGAACAAAAAUCUCCCUGCACUUCAAUCACCCCCCACCCCUCCCCCGCAACACACACACACAUUCUGACUAAUUACAUUUCCUGUGAAGUGGGUACACCAUGUUAAGGGUAGUGAUGCAGAUUCCUUACAUGUGACAUUCUUACCAAAGCAGGCGCAAAUGCAGUACUGGCACCCGGCUACUAGUGGUGCUCUGGUCUGACACCCGGCUACUAGUGGUGCUCUGGUCUGUGCACUAAAUAGAGUCCCCCUCGGAGUCGGAAUAGGGACUUGGAGAAUGAAAGAGGGAGGGAGGGGAGGAAGAGGAGAGCUGGAAGUAAUUCUGCAGACCCCAGAACCCCCCCUUGUCCUCUAGCACCCCAGGGCAAGGCAGAGAUUAUGGGUCCGUCUCAGUAGUCUAAAGAUGCUUCCUCGUCUCUUUCCUUGGAUUCACACUGAUGUCAGAACAGGGGAAAGGGAAAAGCACUAUUAUUUUACUUAUCCUGCCUUUUCAGAUCAGGUCAGAUGUUAUUGGGGACGUUAGGUGAGGAAGUGACUUUAGACUAUUCAGAUGCACCCCAAGACCGGUUACUAUAGUCUCUACCGUCACGCUGUCUCCCUAUCACUCCCCCACACCCAGUCACACCAAAUGUCAUCAGGCCCAGAGAUAACCAUAGUCGUUUGUCCUCUGUCUAUGGACCCCGUCUGAACCCUCCAACCCUGUAGUGUUUCUAUAGUGGGCUGUUUGAAGCCAGUGGGUGUAACUGUACCCCAAGCCUCCCUGAGCUCUGUAAACACACAGGGGGCUACUGUUGCUGUUUUAAACGACACAUCCUGAGGAAUCUCUCUUUCUUUGGUUAAGUAACACAUUGUCACAUUUAGCUAUAGAGGGAGUGAUGGAUCUGCUGAGUUCAUUUUUCAUUUAAUACGACAUGUCCUUCACAUGCUGAUGCUAUGGGCAGAUGUCAUGGACAUGUUCAGAGACGUGAUAUAGUGAUGAGAGUGCAUUGAUCAUACUAAUGUUAGUGACAUGCAUUUUGCUAGCAUUACAGCAGCUAACAUUGAUUUACAGCACGCUAGCAUUACAGCAGCUAACAUUGAUUUACAGCACGCUAGCAUUACAGCAGCUAACAUUGAUUUACAGCACGCUAGCAUUGCAGCAGCUAACAUUGAUUUACAGCACGCUAGCAUUACCAGCAUAUGGACUGUGUUGUUUGUGUGGUUGUUGGGUGCCCCCAGCAACCAGUCCUGAUGCAUUCCGUUUCCCAGUAGAUGAGCGGGGUAUAGUUUUAGACCAGUCAGUGGUCUCCAACCCUAGUCCAGGCUGUUCAGGAUUUUGUUCCAUCCCAGCAUAGUCGUAUAGGUUAGGGCUGUAACAAAAACCUGCACAUUAGCUCCAGGACCACAAUUGGAGACCACUGCCUGAGGGAGAUCUCUGUUCUGAGGGACUUAGGCUAGUUACAGGUGUCCAUGGACAUGCCUGUGCUCUUUCCCUUGCCCUGGGGGAGGCUGCAGUCAGAAGUUGCUCCUAGUCACAGAUCUAGGAUCAGCUUCCCUUUCGCAAAUCCUAACUCCAAGCUGACCACGUGUCUAGGGGCAACUUCCUCCCAGUCCUUGGGGCAGCCCGAUGAAGGGGGUCGAUAAGAGGGGUCUGGAUUGGAGCAGAGGGAGAGAGGUGUGGGUUCACAGGGGUGACCUGUGAACUUUCACCUCUCUGUGUAUUGGACACUUGUUUCAGGGUCAGUCCUUGUAGCUGUCCUUGUUGCCAUGGCCACAGUCAGGCCCCCCUCAUUUCCUGUCUGAUGCUGGGCCGGUGAUGAGGGGCUAGGUACGUACACCACACAGCGCCUUACUAUACAUCUUGUGUAACCGUGUGUGUGUGAGAGAGAAAAUGUGUGUGUGAGACAGAAAGAAAUGAGGUGUCAAGGCACAGCACCCUCUUAUUUACCUACAUGUGGUAUAAUGUGUGAAGAAAUGUCUCUUGGCUGUAUCUUGAGUUUCACCACAGAAUUUAUUUAAUUUCAUCUGUAUUCUUAAUGUGUUUUGAAGUUUCUCUAGAAAUGUUCUCUCAAACACACGAUUUUCAAAAGCUGCCACCACAGUUAUUUCUAGUGUUUCACAUAGGGGUAGAGGUUACUACAGACAGAGUAACACACACACACACACUCACUGUUAUCCAGAGGCAUGUGAGUUGUCCUGAAGGUAGUCUCUAACUCAAGUCUGACUGUGACAGUGGUGUGACUGGAUGAGGUGGUUGAGAUGUUUAAGGUAGAAACUAAUGAUCUGCUUUCGCCUCUGCCUCUCCCUCUUCACUCUCUCCCUCUUCCUCCUCACUCCAUGGUUCUCUCUUCUGUUAUUCUCUUCUCUUUCUCCCUCCUCUCCUGCCACUCUCUCUCUCUCUCUGUAGGACCAGUUCUUGCGAGCAGCCCCGGUGUCGGGAGGAGUAGGGGAGU